CGCUGCGAGGAGUCAGUUGCUCACGAGCACCCGUCGACUGAUGAACAUGGCCUCUCACACAUCGAACAGCGCGAGUGUCGUGCUCGCGAUGUGCCGUAACGCUCUUCUGCUCGCGGUGGCGAUUGUGGCUCUCUGCGGGGCCGACGAGAACGGCCUCAAGGUGGACAAGAUGUACAUGCCUGAGAUAUGCGACGUCAGGUCGAAGAAGGGCGACCAGCUGACCAUGCACUACACCGGCACGCUGCAGGACGGCAGCAAGUUCGACUCAAGCUUGGACAGAGAUCAACCAUUCACUUUCCAGCUGGGUGUAGGGCAAGUCAUCAAGGGUUGGGACCAGGGUCUCUUGGAUAUGUGCGUGGGUGAGAAGAGGAAGUUGACGAUACCGCCUGAACUUGGAUAUGGCGAGAAAGGUGCCGGAAACGUUAUUCCUGGUGGUGCUACUCUUACAUUCGAGGUUGAGCUCAUGAACAUUAGCGACUCACCACCAACCGCUAAUGUUUUCAAAGAGAUCGAUGCCGACAAAGACAAUCAGUUGUCCCGCGAGGAGGUGAGAUCAAUGGUAAGCGAUUACCUGCGAAAACAGGUGAUAGAGGCGGAGCAGGCCGGAGCGGGCGAGAAUGAAGACGUGAAGAAGAUGCUGGCCGAUCACGAUAAACUCGUCGAGGAGAUCUUCCAGCACGAGGACAAGGACAAGAACGGCUUCAUCUCCCACGACGAGUUCAGUGGGCCGAAGCACGACGAGCUCUGAAGCCUUUGUCCCGCAUCAUCGCCCUCGUCGCGCCCCGCGCCACCACGUGUUCACCUCUGUAUAAAAUCACCUCUUUGAGUCCCCUCUCAGGGAUUCCUGAAGGAUCCACUGAUCGAUCGGCCCGGGCGCGCGCGCGCGCCCGGGCUCGCAAGACCAACCGAAUCUACCGACAACAAACUUUUCCAGCUCGGCAUCACUGACAAUGCAAGAGGGAUGCGACCUUCGGGAAUCUCCGGCCUGCAGAGUCCCACUCGUGUCCUUGAUUGCGGGAGAGAAGCUGCGGUAGGUGAAACGAGGAUCAACAACAAGAGCUCGGAAAAUUCGUAACUGGUUUUUCGAAGCUUUGAAUCAUUCCAAGAUUUCUUCAUUUUUGACCAUCCUCUUCCUGCGAUCGAGAGUACGAGUCGCGCUCGUUUGAAAUAGGAACCGCGAACGACAUCCCGCGACCUAUUUAUCACCUUAUAUAUACGCACAGCAUUGCUCGAGAAUUUACAGAGGGAAUCUCAACAGACUUAUGGCAUGUAAUCGCCACCCGAAUCUCUCGAAUUCUGACACAACUUUUACUAGGAACAUCUGCAAGUCUUUCAUUGUCGCUCAAUGAUAUUUCCCAGGUUUUUUAUAGUUCUUAUCGUAACGGAUGCUAUUUUAUUUUAUUUUCGUAGCAAUAAGAUUUUUAAUUUGUCCAAUUUGU
Molecule: messenger RNA, 1439 nt
Organism: Nylanderia fulva
Lineage: Eukaryota; Metazoa; Arthropoda; Insecta; Hymenoptera; Formicidae
Gene: Fkbp14
Product: peptidyl-prolyl cis-trans isomerase Fkb14
Molecular function (GO): peptidyl-prolyl cis-trans isomerase activity; calcium ion binding
Source: RefSeq, a predicted model, not a curated record